GCCCGGCCCGAAGCCUCAGCAGCCCCGGCGGGCCGAGGAGAUGCGGCGAUGACGACGUCGGCCCUGCAGAAAGCGAUUGAUUUGGUGACCAGGGCGACUGAGGAAGACAAAGCCAAGAACUAUGAGGAGGCCCUGCGGCUGUACCAGCAUGCGGUGGAGUACUUCUUGCAUGCCAUCAAGUAUGACGCUCACAGCGACAAGGCCAAGGAGAGCAUCCGAGCGAAAUGCGCACAGUACCUGGACCGGGCUGAGAAGCUGAAGGACUAUCUGCGGAACAAGGAGAAGCAGAGCAAGAAGCCGGUCAAAGAAGCCCAGAAUGACAGCAAGGGGAGCGACAGUGACAGCGAAGGAGACAAUCCGGAGAAGAAGAAACUGCAGGAGCAGCUGAUGGGGGCCAUUGUGAUGGAGAAGCCCAAUGUGCGGUGGAAUGACGUGGCUGGCCUGGAGGGGGCCAAGGAGGCCCUGAAAGAAGCUGUCAUUUUGCCCAUCAAGUUUCCUCACCUGUUCACAGGUAAGCGCACUCCGUGGCGAGGGAUCCUCCUUUUCGGCCCUCCUGGCACAGGGAAGUCCUACUUGGCCAAAGCCGUGGCGACUGAGGCCAGCAACUCCACCUUCUUCUCCAUCUCCUCUUCGGACCUGAUGUCCAAGUGGCUGGGGGAGAGUGAAAAGCUGGUGAAGAACCUCUUUGAGCUGGCUCGGCAGCACAAGCCUUCCAUCAUCUUCAUAGACGAGGUGGACUCCCUGUGCGGCUCCCGCAAUGAGAACGAGAGCGAAGCCGCCCGCAGGAUCAAGACGGAGUUUCUAGUGCAGAUGCAGGGUGUUGGGAAUAACAACGAUGGCAUCUUGGUCUUGGGGGCCACCAACAUUCCCUGGGUCCUGGAUGCUGCUAUUCGCAGAAGAUUUGAGAAGCGCAUUUACAUCCCCCUGCCUGAGGAGCCGGCCCGGGCCCAGAUGUUUAAGCUCCACCUGGGGAACACCCCUCACAGCCUUGCAGAAGCCGACAUCCACAAGCUGGCCUGCAAGACCGACGGCUACUCUGGCGCCGACAUCAGCAUCAUCGUGCGCGAUGCCCUCAUGCAGCCGGUCCGCAAGGUGCAGUCGGCCACGCACUUCAAGAAGGUUUGUGGGCCUUCCCGCACGACUCCUGGUGGGAUUGUGGAGGACCUGCUGACCCCGUGUUCCCCCGGAGACCCUGGUGCUAUUGAAAUGACGUGGAUGGAGGUGCCUGGCGACAAGCUUAUGGAGCCCGUCGUGUGCAUGUCGGACAUGCUGCGUUCUCUGGCCACGACCCGUCCCACCGUCAACGCGGAGGACCUUCUGAAGGUGAAGAAAUUCACAGAAGACUUUGGCCAGGAGGGCUGAAGCUUUUUGCAGGGGCAACAGCGGGGGGCGGGGGGGUGUCGGCCCCAGGCCCGAGUGUAGGAAGCCUUUUCUGCCGAUGGCGGGCAGUGCCAAGCAGAGGGGAGCACCCAGCUUGUACUGCGCCCGUCUGCACUUUGGGCCCCUGUUCAGCUGUGGAGCAAAGAGGAGGGAGGCACCAUGCGGAAGACUAGACCCGGUCCUGCCUGACUCUUCCUUCCGGGCCUCGGGCUUUUUCUCUUCUCUUGCUCAGUCUCUUUUUAAUUUAUGCUGCUUGGUUCUGUUUCUGUUAAGUAAAAACCAUCCCAAAGCUCUGCCGUGCCCCCUAGUCCUUUUCCUGAGGCCCCUUUUGGGCUGGUACUUUAUCCCCCCCCGCCCCAAGAAGAGGACUGGACUGGGGUGGGGAGCAGGCUGUUGCUGCCUGCUGGGAAUGCUGUGCUGUGCGGUUUGCACUGGACUUGUCAGCCCAUCUGCCCCUUUCCCCCUGUGGCUGGGGCAGCUGGAGCAGACCAUGAUGGCCACCCUGCUUCAGAGUGCUGCCUUAGUGGCACUAAGGGAAAUGCUCCGCGGGGAAGCCUGCAGCCCUGCUCCAGGAAGCUCCACCGGCUCCUCCAAGGAAAGCGGCCAGGCUGGGAAUGCAGUGUAAGAUGCAGAGCCCGGAGGGGUCCUUCUUUUGCCAGGCCCACCAGUUGCAGGUUUGGGGGAAUCCCCGCCCUGUGUGGCUUCUCAGCCUUCUCAUGUUUGGAUCUUCUGCAAGCCAAGGAGCCCCCGGGUGCCUUCGUCUCCCACCUGGGGCGGGGGAAGAGGAGGGUUGUCCUGUCCUGCUCCCCACUGUGGCCUUCUGCCGUAACUGACUGGCGAGUGGCAUUCCCCAGGCAACAUUCUGUUGGAUGGCUGCUGCCUUGUCCUGUAGUUGCCCAGCUGCUCUCAGGCUGGACUGGCUCUAGUCUGCAUUCUUAAGGGGGGGGGGCUGAGGGAAGCCCCUGCUGACUGGUUGGGGGAACCAGGGGCUGCGUCCGCAGAGCCACCUUUCCCUUUCUUGGCCCAUGUACAUAAUUUUAGUUGAUCCUUGUGUGGGAAAAGGGACAGUGUGUGGGGGAAAUAAAACGUUGACAACA
Messenger RNA from Heteronotia binoei (common prickly gecko), 2477 nucleotides. It is a transcript of the gene VPS4A, whose product is annotated as vacuolar protein sorting 4 homolog A. Gene Ontology annotation, biological process: vacuole organization; endosomal transport. Gene Ontology annotation, molecular function: ATP hydrolysis activity; ATP binding. The transcript is spliced from 11 exons. The coding region runs from base 49 to 1362 and encodes 437 amino acids. Lineage: Eukaryota; Metazoa; Chordata; Lepidosauria; Squamata; Gekkonidae. The record is from RefSeq and is a predicted model, not a curated record.